Molecule: messenger RNA, 2530 nt
Organism: Daucus carota subsp. sativus
Lineage: Eukaryota; Viridiplantae; Streptophyta; Magnoliopsida; Apiales; Apiaceae
Product: protein MODIFIED TRANSPORT TO THE VACUOLE 1
Exons: 5
Coding region: 202-2286 (694 amino acids)
Cellular component (GO): trans-Golgi network membrane
Molecular function (GO): ubiquitin binding; phosphatidylinositol binding
Source: RefSeq, a predicted model, not a curated record
AUCGGUACACAUAAGAAAACAAAAAUCAAAGUAAUAAAAAACAAGCUCAAGCAAGUUCAUCCAAGAAGGCUUUUCUUGAUCCUCAAAAACUCCAAUUCUUCCUUCCCAUCAAUCCCUUCCAAAAAUUCAAUCAAUCACCACCUCGAAUUUAAUCCACAGAACCAAUAUCUCAAAACCCAGAAAUUAAAAUCAAGAAAAAGCAUGGAUCAGAGCAGGAGAGCAGUUGAAUCAUACUGGAGAUCAAGAAUGAUAGACACAGCCACUUCUGAUGAAGAUAAAGUGACCCCUGUGUAUAAGCUUGAUGAGAUUUGUGAACUGCUUAGAUCUUCUCAUGUGGGUAUUGUGAAGGAGAUUGCUGAGUUUGUGUUCAAGAGACUUGACCAUAAGAGCCCAAUUGUCAAACAAAAGGCAUUGAGGCUUAUUAAAUAUUCUGUGGGAAAGUCUGGGGUGGAGUUUAGGAGGGAAUUGCAAAGAAAUUCAGUGGCCAUACGCCAGUUGAUUCACUAUAAAGGUCAGCCAGAUCCUUUGAAGGGAGAUGCAUUAAAUAAGUCUGUCCGUGCCACAGCUCAGGAAGCUUUAUCAGCCAUGUUCUCGACUGAUGAUAAUAAACCAGCACCUAGUGAUGAUCUAACUCAACGGAUCCAAGGGUUUGGUAGCACCAACUAUGAAAUGCCAUCGGAAGAUAAGAAGUCCUUCUUAAGUGAAGUGGUUAAUAUUGGAAGUGCGACGAUAAAGCAAGGCUUGAAUAGCUUAUCGCAAGCUCCUGCGCAUAAACGAAAUGAAACUGGUAGCUAUCGCAGUCCGAAUCUUCGAAGGUCAUUGACUAAUGAAACUGAUUACUCGGACCGUUAUGAGGCUGAUGAACAUCGGACUGACACUCAGCCUGGUUCUCGGUUAUCUCACAACAUAUCUGGUGGAACAUGGGCCCAAGAUCUCAAAACUGUGGAUACAGCCAAUAGUAGCUCUAGCUCAAGUCAUUCUGAAAGCAAGACUCGUGAGGAGAGGUUAUUGGAGACCAUUGUAACAUCUGGUGGUGUUCGUUUACAACCCACGAGAGAUGCCCUCCAUCUUUUUCUCGUACAAGCCUCAAAACUGGAUCCACUGGCUCUUUGUUAUGCCCUUGAAACAAAGCUUCAAUCACAUUCUUGGCAGGUUCGUGUGAGAGCUGUAUGUGUACUUGAUGCUAUAUUGAGGAAAAAAGAGGAUGAAAAUUUUUCUGUUGUUGCAUUUUAUUUCAGUGACAACAAGGAUGUUGUGGUGAAAUGUUGUGAAUCACCCCAGGCUUCUCUGAGGGAAAAAGCAAGCAAGGUCUUAGGACUUCUGGAAGGAGAACAAACUGGCAAUACAGUCGGUAAUCCAGAAAAGCAAUUGAAGGUUGAGACAGCUGCCAUUCAGAUGCCAGAUUUAAUUGACACCGCUGAUUCAGAUGGUCCACCGAUGCAUCAAAGCAUUGAAGCACUGGCAACACCUGCCACUCCUAUAGUUGAUCUGUUUGGAGAUGGUCCAAGUACUGCUGUGAGCACCAGUGAGCAGAAGAAAGAUGAUGACCCUUUUGCAGAUGUCUCAUUUCACACCAAUAAUGAGAAAGAACAUGUGGACGACAUCUUUUCUGGAAUGACUACCGGUAAUUCUGGUACUGUUGGAGUUAAUAUGACACCUAAUCAAAAUGGAGCUGAGCUAUUUGAUAUAUUUGGUUCCAACUUGGAGACCUCUGCUGAACAAGUAAAUAACAAAAAAGAUGUUAAUGACUUGAUGUCUGGUCUAUUCAUAAAGGAAAAAGAUGUGAAGCAGCAAGGGACUUCUUCAGAUGCACUCUCUGAAAACAUCUUUUCAGUUCCCAGUACAAAUCUGAGCAAUCAAGUCACUACUGAUACAUUUAAUAAAACAUACGGUGCUCAAAUAGCUGGAACCAAUGUAAAUCCCAUGUUUCCUGUUGGCACCGUGCCAUAUAAUAUGUCCCCUGGCAUAAUGUAUAAUACAGCAAUUCCUUCUCAACCGAUAAAUUAUGGAGCCAUGGGAAAUUUACUUGCUCAGCAGCAAUUCCUAGCAACAAUGUCUAACUAUCAGCAGCUAGGCAACUUGCACCCUCAAAAUUCUGGUUUUAGUCCGGCUUUGGAAACUCAAGGAGGUGGAUAUUCUUCAGCUCUUCCUGAUGUUUUCAAUUCUAGCCUUCCGGUUCAGACUUCUACCUCUGUAAUGAACGGGUCAAAGAAAGAGGAUACCAGAGCUUUUGAUUUUAUCUCGGAUCAUCUGGCAGCAGCCCGUGAUACAAAAAGGAUGAUUUGAGUUUCUCUUGGUCGUGAGUUUUUUAGAGCAGUUUUUCCAUGGUAAUAAAGGUCUAUAUCUGCUAAGAUUAAAUAUUUUUUGGAAAUGGUGUCAUGCUUGCAUUUUAAUGAAUUGUGUAGUUUAGUGCACUGUGUUUCUUUAAUAGAAGAGGGAUAUAAAUAGCAGAAAGAGAAUAUGGUUGUACAAUUUCCUCAACUUUGUGAUUCUGUCAUUAGGGUGAUCAAGUUUUUCUCGUUUCCUUUUA